AUGGCAACGGAACAAACCAACCUCCAGAAGGACCCAGUAACAGGCGAACUCGUCUCCAAGACUGAAUUAAAGCGUCGGGAAAAAAGCAGACAAAAGGAGGCCGCCAAAGCCAGCAAGCCAGUUGCCCCACAACAGAAAUCUAAGCCCUCCGAGGAUGACCUCAAUCCAAACCAAUACUACGAGCUACGAUCGCGUCAAAUUCUGGCAUUAAAGCAGAGUCAAUCUCCCAAUCCAUACCCUCACAAGUUUCACGUCACCAAGUCAAUAUCUGACUAUAUCAGCAUUUAUGGACCUGAAGGAAAAAUUGCUGAGGGGACAAAGCUUGAUGGUGUUCGAGAGUCGCUUGCUGGUCGUGUGCACAACAUCCGAGCCAGUGGGUCCAAGCUGGUAUUCUACGAUCUCCACGGCGAAGGCCAAAAGGUUCAAAUUAUGGCCAGUCAGCAAGACGCUGCCGAACCUGAUUCAUUUACUGCCACCCACGACCUCUUCAAGCGUGGUGAUAUUGUGGGCGUCACAGGCACUCCUUCACGUACCAAGAAGGGGGAGCUCAGCAUUUCUCCGUCUACCAUGAUACUUCUCUCGCCCAAUCUCCAUCAACUACCUUCGGCUCAUUUCGGUCUCAAGGACCAGGAAACGCGUUACCGCAAGCGUUAUCUCGACCUUAUUCUCAAUGACAACACCCGCCGUCUAUUUAUUACCCGCAGCAAAAUCCUUAAUUACAUUCGUCGUUUCCUCGACACUCUUGGUUUCAUGGAGGUCGAAACGCCGCUUACCUCCUUGUCUGCUGGCGGGGCUACCGCCAAGCCGUUCAUCACGCACCACAACGACCUCGACCUCGAUUUAUACCUGCGGAUAGCACCAGAACUCUAUCUCAAAGAGCUCGUUGUCGGUGGCCUUGACCGUGUCUACGAAAUUGGACGAGUCUUCCGCAAUGAGGGCAUCGAUCUCACUCACAACCCCGAAUUCACCAUCUGCGAGUUUUAUAUGGCAUAUGCAGACAUGGAGGAUCUUAUGGACAUCACGGAAGGAAUGAUCGAGGGACUCGUCAAGUUUCUGACUGGUGGCGAGACAACGAUAACCUUCCAUCCAGACGGUAAUAAGGGCCAAGAAGGUGCAAGAGAAAUGGUGUUAGACUUCCAACGGCCAUGGAAGCGCUAUGACAUGAUAGAGACGCUGGAGGAAAAGCUUGGUGUCAAGUUCCCUCCAGGAGAGACACUCCAUACUGCGGAGACAAAUGUUUGGCUUCGUGAGCUAUGCGUCAAGCACAAUGUAGACUGCAGCGAGCCCAGAACGAAUGCACGAUUGCUGGACAAGCUUGUGGGAGAGUUUAUCGAGCCUUUGUGUGUGUCGCCCUCGUUUAUUGUCGGACACCCUCAAGUUAUGUCUCCCCUCGCCAAGUGGCAUCGCUCCCGUCCAGGUCUUUGCGAGCGCUUCGAAGGUUUUAUGUGUGGGAAAGAGUUUUGCAACGCCUACACAGAGUUGAAUGAUCCAUUCGAACAAAGAUUGAGAUUCGAGGAGCAGGUUCGUCAGAAGGACCAAGGAGAUGACGAGGCGCAGGGCGUCGACGAAACCUUCAUUGAUGCGCUAGAGCACGGCUUGCCCCCGACAGGUGGAUGGGGACUGGGAAUCGAUCGGCUGGUCAUGUUCUUGACCGACUCAAACAACAUCAAGGAAGUGUUGCUCUUCCCAGCCAUGAAGCCCCUCGACACAGCAGCAGCGCCUGUGGACCGGGACCCGGCUGCCGCAUCAUAA
Mycena indigotica is the source of this 1752-nucleotide messenger RNA. RefSeq names its product Lysine--tRNA ligase. The transcript has 9 exons. Lineage: Eukaryota; Fungi; Basidiomycota; Agaricomycetes; Agaricales; Mycenaceae. Bases 1 to 1752 code for a protein of 583 amino acids. Gene Ontology annotation, molecular function: tRNA binding; lysine-tRNA ligase activity; ATP binding. Gene Ontology annotation, cellular component: cytoplasm; cytosol. Gene Ontology annotation, biological process: lysyl-tRNA aminoacylation. The record is from RefSeq and is a predicted model, not a curated record.